This is a messenger RNA of Arvicola amphibius (Eurasian water vole), 618 nucleotides long. RefSeq names its product claudin-4-like. The transcript has a single exon. The coding region runs from base 1 to 618 and encodes 205 amino acids. The record is from RefSeq and is a predicted model, not a curated record. Gene Ontology annotation, biological process: cell adhesion; bicellular tight junction assembly. Lineage: Eukaryota; Metazoa; Chordata; Mammalia; Rodentia; Cricetidae. Gene Ontology annotation, molecular function: structural molecule activity. Gene Ontology annotation, cellular component: plasma membrane; bicellular tight junction.
AUGGCUCGCCAGCAACUGGAAGUAGUCAGCACGUCUCUGGUCAGGCUGGGCUGGCUGGUCACCAUUAUCUGCUGUGCCCUACCCUUCUGGCGUGGUACAAAGGUUUCUGAAGAGAUGAUAAUUUGGGAAGGGCUGUGGGACAUGUGUGAGGCUCAAGGACUUGAGAUCCUACGGUGUGUGAAAUACUCACGCUUUACACUACCGCAGGACAUCCAGGUGUCUCGAGUUCUGGUGGUCAUCUGCAUCGUCAUCACCUGGAUGGGUUUGGUGCUGGACAGGUACCAGGAAGACAGCGCAUGUGAGCCAAAUACAAGCACUAAAGGAAAGAUGAUGGUGUUGACAAGUGUGUUGUUCCUGGGGCUUGGUGUGCUGCUGCUGCUGGUGUCUGUGUCCUGGGUAACACACAAUGUUGUCAAAGGCAACUCUCUCUCUCUGCUGCUCAUGGAAACCAUGAUGGGAGUCUCACUCUACCUGGGCUGGCUCAGCUCCCUGCUGCUUCUGCUGGGAGGGGCCCUUCUAGGAGGGGCCCACCUGUGGUACAAGGCCCCAACGAACAAUGACCAGCCCAGUUCUCCUGAGGGCUCCAGGGAUGGGCCCUCCUCAGAGAACAAUGAAUAA